Messenger RNA from Poeciliopsis prolifica (blackstripe livebearer), 1915 nucleotides. RefSeq names its product Spi-1 proto-oncogene a (gene spi1a). Gene Ontology annotation, cellular component: nucleus. The transcript has 5 exons. Bases 94 to 864 code for a protein of 256 amino acids. Gene Ontology annotation, molecular function: sequence-specific DNA binding; DNA-binding transcription factor activity, RNA polymerase II-specific. Gene Ontology annotation, biological process: cell differentiation; regulation of transcription by RNA polymerase II. The record is from RefSeq and is a predicted model, not a curated record. NCBI's taxonomy places the organism in Eukaryota, Metazoa, Chordata, Actinopteri, Cyprinodontiformes, Poeciliidae.
GCCGACAUUGCGUGUUUCUCAGUGUAGCAAUAGGAAAAACAUAACUUUUAUCACAAGCUGUAAAAGUCAAGACUCUCAUGCUGCCUUGUUUACAUGAUGGAUGGCUUUGUCAUAACGUCUGCAUCCGAGGAUGCUAUUCCACAUGAGCCGGAGACUUAUCGACCGCCUGUUGACCUGUACCCCUACCUGAACGUGGGAGAGAUUUACGAAGACCACAGAUGGCCGUUCCACUCUGACCGGGUCCAGCCGCCAGACUUUGAGGGUUCCCCCGUGAAUCACCUGACGGAGCUGCAGGCCGUGUCUCCUCAGCAGCUCAUUCAGCCGUUCCCGCUCAGCAACGAGUCUCUGCACCUUCACCUGGAGACGCCACAGAUCACCCUGUCAUCACAAAUCCCAUAUUACACCCCAUCCCUGUGCUACCAGUACCCACCCCUGGCUUCACCGCGACGUUUCUACUCAGAGGAGGAGCAGAGAGCCGUCAGUCCCCCGCUGCAAGUGUCAGAGGGGGAGGAUGAGUAUGAAGAUUACAACUGCUCAUUCAGGAAAGACCCAGGCAACAAGAAGAAAAUCCGCCUGUACCAGUUCCUCCUGGACCUGCUCAGGAAGGGCGACAUGAGCGACAGCAUCUGGUGGGUGGACCAGGACAAGGGCAUCUUCCAGUUUUCCACCAAACACAAGGAGGCUCUGGCGACCCACUGGGGCAUCCAGAAGGGAAAUCGCAAAAAAAUGACCUACCAAAAAAUGGCCAGAGCCUUGAGGAACUAUGGCAAAACAGGAGAGAUUAAAAAAGUGAAGAAGAAGCUCACCUACCAGUUCAGCGAGGAGGUGCUCAAAAGCCUCUAUUUACGUCAUUAUCAUCUCUGAGGACGAAACAAAGGCUGUUUGUUACAAUGAUCGAUCAUUAGAUUUCCCAAAAUUAUGUUUUACUUUUGGAUUUGCAGGUUUUAUACGUCUUCUGACAAUUUUCUUUAUUUAUUUGGAAUGACAUUUUGGCAUUUAACAUCCACAUUCACCAUUUCAUUUUCCUCUAAAACUUUUUAUUUUUUGUACAAGAAUUUUUUUUUGUAAAAAAAACACAAUGUAGCUGUUUAAACAUGUAAAUAAAUAUUAAGCUGUGUCCUCAUGAUAUACAGAGAUAACUUAAUCCAAAGUAUGUAAAUGUACAUGUUUGGCUGGAAGUGGCUCAGAAACAUUUGAUUGUCAGAACUUGGCAUCAAAAUACUGUUUUGUUUGUUAUAUAAAAGGAAAAAGUACCAAAAGACACAUUUAAAUGCACAGAUACAAAAGUGUCCUGCAAAAAACAUUCAUACAACUUGAAGUCUUUCACUCUUUGUCAUGUUACAACCACAAACUCCUGUGUAUUAUUUUUGAAUUUAUGGGCUAGGACAGCAUAAAGUUGCACAAAAUUGUAAACAGGAAGGAAAUAAAUAUCCAACAAGUGUGGUUUGUAUUUGUAUUCAUCCCUUCUUUGGGGGUAUGUUUGUAGCGUUUUGGAGACUAAACUUUUGUAUGAAUUAUUGCUAACACAGUGGCUUAAGGAAAGCAUCUGCCUCAGAUUUUAAGUUGUAUUUUGGUCUUUUUGGUACUUUAACACAUUGCUUUGAACCACUCCAUUGUACAUCUGGUUCUGCCUUUAUGGUUGUUGCCCUGCUGGAGAAUGAAUCUUUGGCUACCUUUUCAAGUUUCCUACUGCUUCAAGCAACAUGAAACGUAAUAUAUACACAGACUCUCUCUUGAUGGUGAAUUGAACAUUGCUCUAGUACAUGUUGAGACCUGGGGUUGCUUUAUAGCCUAAUCCUGCUUUAAAUUUCUCCACAACUUGCUGGUUGUUCAUUAACAAACCUCUCAGGCCUUCACAGAACAGCUGGAUUUAUGUUGAGUUUCAAUUCAGUGGUAAAUGGAAUGCAUUUACAUG